Molecule: messenger RNA, 453 nt
Organism: Penaeus monodon (black tiger shrimp)
Lineage: Eukaryota; Metazoa; Arthropoda; Malacostraca; Decapoda; Penaeidae
Product: CRIB domain-containing protein RIC6-like
Exons: 3
Coding region: 1-453 (150 amino acids)
Source: RefSeq, a predicted model, not a curated record
AUGACCGAGAACCCAAGGAAUACCGGGAAACCCGGAAGUGACCGGGGGGAACCCAAGAAAAUCACGAAACCCAAGGAAAUGACCCGGGAACCAAGGAAUGGAGGGUCCCCAAGUGACCGAGGGGAACCCAAGGAAAUGACCGAGGAACCCAAGGGGGGAAUGACCGGGGGAAACCCCGAAGUGACCGAGGAAACCCCAAAGGAAAUGCCGAGGACCAAGGAAGUGACCGAGGAACCCCGGAAAAUGACCGGGGCUCCCGAAGAAACCCAAGGAAAUGACCAGGAACCCAAGGAAGUGACCGGGGCUCCCGAAAAUGACCGGGGAAACCCCGAAUGCCGAGGACCCCAAAGGGAAAUACCCAGGAACCCAAGGAAGGCCCAAACCCAAGGAAAUGCCGGAACCCAAGGAGUGACCGAGGAACCCCAAGGAAAUGACCGGGAACCCAAGGAAUGA